CAUGGCGCCGAGCCGGGCGGCCGCCGCCGCGCUGCGCCGCUGCCUCCUCCUCCUGCCGCCGCUGCUGAUGGCGGUGGCCGGCGCGGGGCUGAGCGGCUACUUCGGCACCAAGUCCCGCUACGAGGAGGUGAACCCGCACCUGCUGCGGGACCCGCUGUCGCUGGGUCCCUCGGCCGCCUCGUCGCGCCUGCCCGCCGCCUGCACGCCGCUGCAGCUCCGCGCCGUGCUCCGGCACGGCACUCGCUACCCUACGGCCGGCCAGGUUCGGCGGCUGGCCGAGCUGCACUCUCGCCUGCUCCGCCGCCGCGCCGCCGCCUCCUCUUCGUCGUCCUCCUCCUCCUCUUCUUCCUCCUCCUCCUCCGCAGAAGCCUCCUGCCCCGUUGCCGCCGAGCUGGCCGCCUGGCAGAUGUGGUACGAGGAGAGCCUCGACGGGCGGCUGGCGCCGCAGGGCCGGCGCGACAUGGAGUUCCUGGCCCGGCGCUUGGCCGCUCGCUUCCCUGCCCUCUUCGCCGCCCGCCGCCGUCUGGAGCUGGCCAGCAGCUCCAAGCACCGCUGCCUGCAGAGCAGUGCCGCCUUCCGCCAGGGGCUCGGCCCUUCCCUCAACCUCGGCAGCGACGAGGCGGAGGUGGAAGUUAACGACCUACUGAUGCGGUUUUUCGACCACUGCGACAAGUUCGUGGCCUGGGUGGAAGAGAACGACGCGGCCGUGCGCCAGGUGGAUGCCUUCAAACAGGGGCCGGAGAUGAGGAAGGUCCUGGAGAACGUGGCCAGGGCCUUGUGUUUGCCGGCGGAGGAGCUGAACGCAGAUCUUGUCCAAGUGGCUUUUCUUACCUGCUCCUAUGAGCUGACUAUAAAAAACGUGACCUCCCCAUGGUGUUCUCUCUUCACUGAAGAAGAUGCCAAGGUGCUGGAGUACCUGAAUGACCUGAAGCAGUACUGGAAGAGAGGAUAUGGCUACGACAUCAACAGUCGCUCCAGCUGCAACCUGUUCCAAGAUAUCUUCCAGCACCUGGACAAAGCAGUGGAAGAGAGCAAAAGUUCCAAGCCCAUCUCUUCACCUCUGAUCGUGCAAGUUGGGCAUGCAGAGACCCUCCAGCCCCUGCUGGCCCUGCUGGGGUUCUUCAGAGACGCAGAGCCCCUGCAGGCCGACAACUACCGGAGGCAGCUGCGGCGGCAGUUCCGCAGCGGCCGCAUCGUGCCCUACGCUGCCAACCUGCUCUUCGUGCUCUACCACUGCGAGCAGGGCAAGACCCCCCAGGAGGAGUACCGAGUGCAGAUGCUGCUGAAUGAGAAGCUGAUGGUGUUCCACCACUCCAAUGAAACCAUCUCCACUUACUCUGCCCUCAAGGAGUAUUACAAGGACCUCUUGGAAAACUGCCACUUCCAAGAGGAGUGUGAGCUCCCCACAACGAACGCCACUGCUGUGGAUGAGCUGUGAGGGGCUGCUCUGCUGGACACGGGCUGUCCACAAGCACUUGGGGUGAUUUGCUGCUGCUCUGGUGGCUUUCUGACCUUGGAGGGGGGUGGGCUGGGUUGUCUCUGUUAGCUCAGAGGGGUCUGGCUGGGUGUUUGCAGCAAGCACCCAGUGCAGGAGGAAGCCUACCUGUAUCUUUGUGGUACAACCAAGUCCUUUUGUUGGCCAUUCCUCUUGGAUGGGUUUGAGAGCUGAGCCAGCUUCUCUUUUCUCAGAGCCUGGAGGUGCUUGGACCUCUUCUGUGUUGCCUUCUUUGUUUAGCUUCUCUUUUCCUACAGCAAGCAUGAAAUAAUUCAACCCUGUGAGCUUCUAGGAGGGAGGGGAUGUGUCGCCAUCCUGCCCAGCUUCUGCCUGGCCAGCACCAUGGGAGCACCCUCUGCCGUGGCAUUUAAAGCAGGAGGAGCUGCAGUGUUCCUGCAGGGAUUGUCUCCCUCAGAAGGGGCCAGGACUUAAAGUCAUCAUGUAGCAAGGUAGCCUGCAGGGGAAGUUACAUAGCUGUGAAAAGUAGUAAAGAAAAAAGUGAGGAAGUGGAAAGCAACCACUGCUCUUCUGAGGUGCUCUAGGAGACGCUCCAGGGGCUCUCACAAGCAGGCUGCUGUGUCCUUUCACUUGGCACCAUCAGUUCUAGCUGGGAAAGGCUUAGGCUAGGGCAUCCAGGUUAGGCUCUGCUACAGCUAUAGACAUCUUAGUCCCCUUCAGGAGGGCAGCUGGAAGGGACCUCUCCAGCUUCCUGCUUGAAAGGAGGUUGUGGCUAACCCUAAAUCUAGGCAGAUUUGGGACUGUGAAAAGAAUGUCUGAAGCUUGAGUUCUGCUUUCCUUAAGGCAGUGAACAUGGUGUCACUUUGGCCUUCUGUGUUUGUGCCACCUUGUUCAGAGGGUCAUGGAAUGGGUUGGGUUGGAAGGGACCUUCAAGAGCAUCCAGUUCCAACCCCCUGCCAUGGGCAGGGACACCUCCCACCAGCCCAGCUUGCUCAAGGCCUCGUCCAGCCUGGCCUGCAACACCUCCAGGCAGGAGGCAGCCACAGCCUCCCUGGGCAGCCUGUGCCAGAGUCUCACCACCCUCACACUCACUCAAGAAUUUCUUCCUCAUCUCCAGUCUCAAUCUGCCCUCCUCAACUCCAGUCCAUUCCCUCUCAUAAAGAAAUGAGCUGCAUCCAGGCAGCUGCACUUGGAGUGAACCCAGUGGCUGCUGCAGGUGGGGAGGUAUCCUAGAGCUGUGCAGUGUGGCAGGAAAAGGAAAAAUGAAUUACCCAGAAAUGUC
Molecule: messenger RNA, 2735 nt
Organism: Dryobates pubescens (Downy woodpecker)
Lineage: Eukaryota; Metazoa; Chordata; Aves; Piciformes; Picidae
Gene: MINPP1
Product: multiple inositol-polyphosphate phosphatase 1
Exons: 5
Coding region: 2-1438 (478 amino acids)
Molecular function (GO): acid phosphatase activity; inositol phosphate phosphatase activity
Source: RefSeq, a predicted model, not a curated record